AUGCCGCGACAACAACUAUCUUCGGCGACUGCUGUGUUGAUUAUGUGCUGUGUCUAUAUCGUUCAUGGGCAAGAGGUGGACACAAAACAAGGCCAGUUGAGAGGAACAACGCUGGCUGUUCUUGGCAAAAAUGUGGACGUGUUCCAUGGCAUACCAUUUGCUAAAUCUCCAGUAGGGAACCUCCGCUUCAAACAUCCUCUCCCACCUGAUUCUUGGGAUCCAGAGAUCCUGAACGCCACUACAGAGAAACCUUCCUGCCUUCAACCCAGGGACAUCUUCAGCUUCCCAGAGGACUACCGUAAGACUCCAGGCAACCUCAGCGAGGACUGUCUUUACUUGAAUUUAUGGAGGCCUUCGAACAUCACACAAGCUUCUAAACUGGCAGUCAUGGUGUUCAUAUAUGGCGGGGGAUGGGGCAUGGGGUCUAAUCGACUGGGUUUAUACAACGGGCAGUAUCUCGCUGCUGAGAAUGACGUGAUCCUUGUGUCCAUCAACUACAGGCUUGGACCUUUGGGUUUCGGAUACUUGGGUCCUGAUACAAUGCCUGGCAACAUGGGUUUGAUGGAUCAGAGGAUGGCCUUGAAAUGGGUCAGCGAUAACAUUGCCAAUUUUGGUGGUGACGUCGACAGGGUAACUAUAUUUGGAGAAAGUGCUGGUGCAGUCUCCGUCGGUCUCCACCUUCUGUCGCCUCUGUCACGUGACCUGUUCACAUACGGUAUACUGGAGAGUGGGUCUCCCGUUCAAAAUCUAGGUCGCCAUGUGUAUCAAGAUCACAACACGGCACGGUCAUAUGUCAGAUCGUUUGCCGCCCUUGUUGGCUGUAAUAACAGUACGGACGCUGAUGUCUUCAAAUGUCUGCAGAAUGUGGAGUCUGGGGCGAUCACGCCCGCCUUCGUGGAAGGCCUGACCCGAGGAAGAGCUCAUGCACCUGUUGUAGACAAGUAUUUCUUGCCAGACGACCCUCGGACGUUGAUGAUGACGGGUCAGUUCAAGAGGACGAACAUAUUACAGGGUUGCAAUAAGGAUGAGUCCACUGUUCUCAUGUUACCUCUAAUGACCAACUUCACACGGGACGGUUUGACCAGGGAAAAGUAUUUAGAAGUCCUGAAACCCUACAUAAGAUUCUCCGGACCGGAAUCUAAAGUCGAAGCUUUGAGAUUAUUCUAUGAAGAUAUGCAUGAUCCACUGAUCCCUAUCAACUAUGUACAGAUCCUAAACAACAUCCGGGAUGAUCUGGAGUUCAUAUGUAGAGCUGUCGAAUUCUGUUCGUUCUAUUCGGAACACAAUGAUACCUAUAUGUACAGUUACAACCACCGUCAGUCCAACAGCAAAUAUCCAGUAUGGAUAGGAGCGACACAUACGUAUGAACUCGAGAUGGUUUUCGGCCUCCCUCUUGACGCGGCACUGGGAUUCGAUCAGGGUGAGGUGGACCUCAGCAGGAGUAUCAUGACCUACUGGACUAACUUCGCCAAAACAGGGUGA
Molecule: messenger RNA, 1482 nt
Organism: Haliotis rubra (blacklip abalone)
Lineage: Eukaryota; Metazoa; Mollusca; Gastropoda; Lepetellida; Haliotidae
Product: cholinesterase-like
Exons: 1
Coding region: 1-1482 (493 amino acids)
Biological process (GO): choline metabolic process; acetylcholine catabolic process
Cellular component (GO): plasma membrane
Molecular function (GO): acetylcholinesterase activity
Source: RefSeq, a predicted model, not a curated record